UAAGAGGUAAUACAACGCUCGGUGUGGGAAGUAACCUAUAGGCCGGCUUACCGAAAGAAUAAGAGGAACACUCAAUCAUUCAUGGUGCAGCUUUUGUCAGUCUGUGCUUACUGGCUGCGUAGACUACUGGAACAGAUCGGAAAGCCUAGCCUAUUCCUCUAAAUACAUUAUUUACGCAGCAGCGGAUUGCUAGGUAGGCUAAUAUAACCACAAUCACGGAUACUGGUACAGUCCCGCCGGCUGAUUCAUUAACAAAAAUGAAACAAAUAUGUUAUGCUUUACUUUAUUUUUGACAGUCAAAUAGACUGCCAAAACACGCAUUAUUUUUUUGUGACAGGCUGCGAUGUUCCCGGCGGCAUAUAUUAUUAUGAAGAAGCAGGUAUGUGAUGGUGUCCAAUAGCUGUGUCCAGUCCAGAGGGAGCCGGUGUCACGCUACGGCUCCACAGGCACAAGGCGGCCGGCAGCUAGAUUACUGAGGGAUUACACGGACACUCGUUAACUCAAUGCCACAAAACCGAGACUGAGUGGGAGGUCUGGGAACAUCGACCAGGGAGGGACUGAAUGGGCGGCCGGCCAACUGACUGACAGACUGCUAUGGGAAGCGCAGGAUCCUCUACAAUCUCUGUGRAUGUAACUCUCAACUAAUUUCACCAGCGGGAGUUGAGCUGGGAUCGCUCCGCUAGGAUCAGAGACCAGUGGUGAAUGUCUGCCUCUGCCAUCCAGUGCAUCUAUCUGUAGCAGGCACAGAUGGUGGGGUGUUGCUAUGACAACACUUGCCCUGCACCAGGGUGUGGAGUUGUCUCCUGACUUGCUCUACUGUCUCUGAUAUGAGACCUCAUCAUGCAAUAACCAGUGGACACCAGUAGUCAGCUGAGCCAUGGCAAAACAGGACUCCCCACUGUUCCUCCACGGCUUUGACCUGGGGGGACACUUCAUAGACCCCCGGCCUCUGGGCAGCGGGGCCACUGGUCUGGUUCUGUCCGCUGUGGACAAGCGCAGCGGCCAGCGGGUGGCUGUGAAGAAGCUGGUGAUGCGUGACGCGGUCAGCGUGAAGCACGCCCUGCGGGAGGUCAAGAUCACACGGCGCCUGCAGCAUGAGAACGUGGUGCGUGUGCACGAGGUUCUGGGCCCUUACGGCCACCCGCUGCCUCGCGACCCGGCCCAGCUGAGUGCCCUGUACAUYGUCCAGGAGUGCAUGGAGACGGACCUAGCUCAGCUGCUAGAGCAGGGACCACUUCCUGGUGGGCACGCCAUUUUGCUCUUCUACCAGCUACUACGAGGCCUCAAGUUCAUCCACUCAGCCAACGUGCUGCACCGCGACCUCAAACCAGCCAACGUGUUCCUCAACACAGACCAGCUACUGCUCAAGAUCGGAGACUUUGGCCUGGCUCGAAUCGUUGACCCACACUACUCCCAUAAGGGCUACCUGUCAGAAGGCUUGGUGACUAAAUGGUACCGGUCUCCACGCCUGUUGCUCUCACCCAACAACUACACCAAGGCCAUCGAUAUGUGGGCAGCUGGCUGCAUCCUGGCAGAGAUGCUAACAGGCCGCAUGCUCUUUGCAGGAGCCCAUGAGCUGGAGCAGAUGCAGCUGAUCCUGUAUACGGUGCCUGUGUUGAGGGAAGAGGACCAUCACGACCUCCGGCAGGUCAUCCCCUCCUACGUCAGCCACGGUUGGAGGGUCAGGAGGUCCUUCAGAGAACUACUACCUGAAGUAGAUGCAGAUGCCAUAGACUUCCUGGAGCGUAUUCUGACCUUUAACCCCAUGGACCGGCUGACGGCAGAGGCGGCCCUGUCCCAUCCCUUCCUGCAACAGUACUCGUGUCCCCAGGACGAGCCCAUGUCACCCCAGCCCUUCCGCAUAGAGGACGAGCUAGAUGAUAGCCUGGUCACGGAGCCCGGCCACAGCCAGGCCUCUAGGUCUCACUGGGACAGGUGUGUGUCUAGCCUGGUCUCAGAUCUGUUUGUACUGUCAUGUCAACUAGUGACAAGGAAUUAA
Molecule: messenger RNA, 1999 nt
Organism: Salvelinus sp. IW2-2015
Lineage: Eukaryota; Metazoa; Chordata; Actinopteri; Salmoniformes; Salmonidae
Product: mitogen-activated protein kinase 4
Biological process (GO): intracellular signal transduction; protein phosphorylation
Cellular component (GO): cytoplasm; nucleus
Molecular function (GO): ATP binding; MAP kinase activity
Source: RefSeq, a predicted model, not a curated record